UAUGUUAGAUAGAUGUCUCCGAUACUAUCACAAUUACAUACUAUCAAUGUUCAUUUCUCCUACCAGUAAAUUAGAUUAUGAUAAAUUUAGUGCCAUAUGAACCAUGCUUCAUAUUUUCAAUCAUAUUUGCAGUGCUUCAAAUAUUAUUUGCUCAUAAAGCCUUUUUGACUUUAAGCUUUUAAACUUGGAUAGCAGGAAGAAUACUUAGUUGUAUCGGAGCAACACAUAUAUCUGCUAAGAGAACAUAAAUCAUAGCUGAUUAAUUGGCAUAUUUAGCAUUCCCAAUAAUAGUGUUUUAACAUGGAUUUCUUACAGCCUUAUUGCUUAGUGUGAACAAUUAUAUGGAAAUGUAUUCAGAAAAAUAUAAAGAUGUAAUAUAUAGAUAUUCAAAGUAUCUAGCUCUGCAUAGUGGGACACACUGAAAUAUUCUUGACCUACACAGCAUGUUAUUUAUUUCCAGAAUUUUUUGUAAUUAAUAUUCAUAUAUGAAAGGAUAUCAUCAUGCUUAAUUUUAUGGGCUUAGUUGUUUUAUCAAUUAUAAGUGGUGUUUUAAUUGGUUUUUAAUGUAAGAUGUGAU
Molecule: messenger RNA, 577 nt
Organism: Paramecium pentaurelia
Lineage: Eukaryota; Ciliophora; Oligohymenophorea; Peniculida; Parameciidae
Source: the annotation of a GenBank genome assembly